UCCCUUGAUUAAAUAGCUUCCCUUCUGAAGGAGAGGAGCAGCACCUCUGAAUCCUGCCAGAAACAGUGCUCCCCACCAUGACUGCUGCCCCCCUUGGCGUGGCCAGGGCAGCCAGGCUUGGCUUCCUGCUUCUGCUCUCCCUCAGGCUAGACAGAGGUGCACUAGGCAAGGAGUUGAAGUUCGUGACACUGGUGUUUCGGCAUGGAGACCGAAGUCCCAUCGAAACCUUUCCUAACGAUCCCAUAAAGGAGUCCUCAUGGCCACAAGGAUUUGGCCAACUCACACAGUUGGGCAUGGAACAGCAUUAUGAACUUGGACAGUAUAUAAGGAAAAGAUAUGGAAAAUUCUUGAAUGAGUCCUAUAAACGUGAACAGGUUUACAUUCGCAGCACAGAUGUUGACCGGACUCUGAUGAGUGCUAUGACAAACCUUGCAGCCCUGUUUCCCCCAGAGGGCGUCAGCAUCUGGAAUCCAAGGCUACCCUGGCAGCCCAUCCCAGUGCACACAGUGUCUCUCUCUGCAGAUCGGUUGCUCUACCUGCCUUUCAGAAACUGCCCUCGUUUUCAAGAACUAGAGAGUGAGACUUUGAAGUCCGAAGAAUUCCAGAAGAGGCUUCAACCAUUCAAGGAUUUUAUAGAAACCUUGCCAACACUGUCAGGAUUUCAUGGCCAGGACCUUUUCGGAAUUUGGAGUAAAGUCUACGACCCUUUAUAUUGUGAGGGUGUUCACAAUUUCACUUUACCCUCCUGGGCCACCAAGGACACCAUAACUAAGUUGAGAAAACUAUCAGAAUUAUCCCUCCUGUCCCUCUAUGGAAUUCAUAAACAGAAAGAGAAAUCUAGACUUCAGGGGGGUGUCCUGGUCAAUGAAAUCCUCAAUCACAUGAAAAGUGCAACUCAGCCGCAAAACCACAGAAAACUUGUCAUGUAUUCUGCAGUAAGUACUUUUGUCUUCAUUUAAUAUCUAUGUGUUCAGGUGUGUGAUCUCUUAGAACGUGGGACCUCAUCUUCAUGUCCCCAUUGCCCAAAGGACAGUAGGCACUUGCACAAACACUUUUGGAAUUAAGUGCAUCAUUUUGGUCCUUGAGAAAUUUACAAUUCAACACUAAGACUAACAAGAAGCCAACCUAACAUAUAAACACUGCACCAAGCAUUAUAGAAAUGCCAUACAAGUAAGUGCUUUGGAGCCUCAAAAAAGGUAGCCAUCUUUCUGCAGUAGGAGGAUGGGGAAAAGAAAGAGGAGAUGUCCUGGACUGAGCAACCCAUCAAAAGCAUCAAGGUGGAAGAAGUUACUAAGUGGCUCCUUACCCAUGUGUGAGGGACAUGAAGGGAAAUACUAGGGCACACACGGAACGUCAGAAACAUUAAGUGGACAAGCUGGUACCAAAUUAGUUGAUGUUAACUGUGCUGCCCAAUAUGAAACCUCGCAAGCACAUGCAACUCUUUAAAUAGAAAUGAAUUAUUAUU
Molecule: messenger RNA, 1465 nt
Organism: Castor canadensis (American beaver)
Lineage: Eukaryota; Metazoa; Chordata; Mammalia; Rodentia; Castoridae
Gene: Acp3
Product: acid phosphatase 3
Biological process (GO): dephosphorylation
Cellular component (GO): plasma membrane
Molecular function (GO): phosphatase activity
Source: RefSeq, a predicted model, not a curated record